Molecule: messenger RNA, 1368 nt
Organism: Closterium sp. Yama58-4
Lineage: Eukaryota; Viridiplantae; Streptophyta; Zygnematophyceae; Desmidiales; Closteriaceae
Source: the annotation of a GenBank genome assembly
AUGAGAGGAGCAAAGAGGCGAUCCAUGCAAGCUGUAAAAUGCUUGCCUUCGCAGCUCGAUGGGUUCACAUCGUCCAAGAUCCUCAAAAGAGGACUCCGCCUUCACUGGAAGCCCGCCGUCGGCAACAAGAUCGAGCUCGCCGUCGAGGCGCGCGUGGGAAGCGGCGCCGCCAAGGGCUGGAUCGCAGUAGGCUUCACGCAAGGUGGCGACGCGGACACCGCCGACGCGGUGAUUGGGCAAACCAGCACGGCUCCCGUGGCGACGUACACAAUCUCACCCGACGGCCAGGUUAUGCUGACGAACACGUUCUCUAUCGGGGAUGCGGCUUUGGAGCGCUCGCGCCUGCGCGCUGUCAUCCGCUUCACGCGGAGUAACAGCGACGGGGCUGUGCCCGUGAAGAUCCGUGGGCAGAACAACAUCAUCUGGGCUUACGAUGUCAACGGCGACAAGGAGAUCAACUACCAGAACCGUAGAUCGGGCUCGGUCGUGGUCAACUUCGGCUGCGUGGGAGGCGCACCCGCGGUGGAAAAUCCAAUGAACCCCAUUCCGGGCAGCAAUAGUGGAAUGGCCACUACCAAUGUUCCUGCCUCGCCCGCCGUGCCCGCUAUCAGCUACUGUCCCAAGUCCAGCCUUGCCGGAUAUGCCUACUCCGCUAAUCUCGACGGCGGCAGCUUCGUGCUGCACUGGAAGCCCGUGCAGGGUCAGGCGAUUCAGAUGGCUAUGGAGGCGAAGGCCGGCAGCGCCGCGUCUAACGGCUGGUUCGGCAUGGGAUGGUCGCGCGACGGGUCCAUGUCGCCGAGCUACUCGGUGAUCAAGAGCGGCUCAUCGCUGGCGGCGUACUACAUCAACGGCUACAAGCCCAAGAACGUGGUGCCUACCACCGACAUUUCGCUCGGCGUGCCGUCUCUCUCUCGCUCUGCUGCGGGGUCGCUCAUCGCGCAGUUCACCCUGACGGCAGGACAGGGCCGCAUUCCGCUCAAGCCAUCCGGGCUGAACUAUAUCACCUGGGCGUACAGCACGGGCAACCAGGGCAUUGGGUUCCACGGCUCCAACGUUGGGUGGGUGAAGGUCGAUUUCUCGUGCUCUUUCUGGACGGACAGCCAAACCUCAUCAAGCACUGGCUCUAGCGGUGACCACUCCUCUUGGGCUCGGGAUAUGAAUCAGGCAAGUGGCAAGUACUAUGCGGACCAGGGCACCACUUACUGGGAGGGUGUGGGGCAGGGUGUGGCUGAGCUGGUGGCUCCAUUGGAGCUGAAGAAGCGGCUCAAGGCGGCUGAGGAGAGGAGGAAGAAGGAGAGGGAUGCAUACAACAGGCAGGUGUAUCGCCAGGUGUAUGGCUCGGCGGGGAGCAGUGAUGGUGGUAAUUAG